AUGGAAAACAAACAAACUCUUGUUUACACUCUCACUGCCAUCUUUCUCGCUGUCCACUACUUAUUCUGGAGGUUCCGGCCACGUUACACUAAAGUCACGUCUGCCAUUAGACUAUCCCGCCACCUUAACAUUCGCAGUUUAGCAUCAGUCCCAAGCUACAACUUCGACUUCAUGUUGUAUAUGGUCAAUAAGGCUAAGUCCGUCAACAAAGCCCUAGAAGAAGCCGUUCCUCUCCGCGAGCCAGCACUCAAGAUCCGUGAAUCCAUGAGGUACACACUUCUCUCCGGUGGAAAACGUGUAAGGCCAAUGCUUUGUUUAGCUGCAUGCGAGCUCGUAGGCGGCCAAGAUUCCAACGCAAUGCCAACUGCAUGUGCGGUUGAGAUGCUUCACGCAUCAUCUCUCAUCCAAGACGACCUCCCUUGUAUGGAUGACGACAACCUUCGCCGUGGAAAACCAACCAACCAUAAAGUCUUUGGCGAAGAUAUAUCCAUCUUGACAGCUGAUGCACUCAUAGCUCUGGCUGUCCAGAAGAUGGCCGCGUCCACCACCUUGGGCGUUCCUCCAGAGAGGGUUCUCAGGGCUAUUAUGGAGAUGACAAAAGCCUUGGGAACGGAAGGGCUCGUUGCGGGUCAAGCUGCGGAUAUGGCCGGAGAAGGGAUGAGCGAAGUGGGUUUGGAACAUCUUGAGUUUAUACAUAUCCACAAAACGGCGGCGUUGCUUGAAGCUUCUGCGGUGGCGGGUGCUAUAUUAGGAGGUGGGUCUGAUGAAGAGAUUGAAAAGCUUAGGAUGUAUGCAAGAUGUAUUGGGCUGAUGUUUCAAGUGGUGGAUGAUGUGUUGGACGUGACAAAGUCGUCAGAGGAGUUGGGGAAGACGGCCGGUAAAGACUUGAUGGCCGGAAAGCUAACGUAUCCGAGGUUCAUGGGGGUGGAGAAGUCGAAGGAAUAUGCUGAGAAGUUGAAAGUAGAAGCGAGAGAGCAUCUUAAAGGGUUUGAUUCACAAAAGGUGGCGCCGUUGUUGUCUCUCGCGGAUUACAUUGUCAACAGAGAAAACUGA
Molecule: messenger RNA, 1053 nt
Organism: Eruca vesicaria subsp. sativa (arugula)
Lineage: Eukaryota; Viridiplantae; Streptophyta; Magnoliopsida; Brassicales; Brassicaceae
Source: the annotation of a GenBank genome assembly